Drosophila innubila is the source of this 2024-nucleotide messenger RNA. RefSeq names its product copper homeostasis protein cutC homolog. Bases 76 to 858 code for a protein of 260 amino acids. Gene Ontology annotation, molecular function: copper ion binding. The transcript is spliced from 3 exons. The record is from RefSeq and is a predicted model, not a curated record. NCBI's taxonomy places the organism in Eukaryota, Metazoa, Arthropoda, Insecta, Diptera, Drosophilidae.
AAGAAGAGUGUAGCCAAACAAAAUAAACAAGCGCUACAAUAACAAAGAGAUAUAAUUAAAAAGUCUUGCUCCAAAAUGUCUGCUCAUGAAAUAAAAUUGGAGGUAUGCGUGGAUUCUAUAAAAUCAGCGUUCGCAGCAGAGGAAGGCGGUGCGUCUCGCAUUGAAUUAUGCGCAGCUCUGCAAGAAGGAGGUCUGACGCCCACCGUAGGAACGCUUAAGACUUUAAAGGAACUGCCGUUCACAUUGCCCAUAUAUUGCAUGCUGCGGCCUCGACGAGGCACUGAUUUUGUCUAUAGCGAGGAAGAGCUACAGGCGAUCCUGACAGAUAUGGAUUUACUGCGAACCCAUGGUGCCGAUGGCUUCGUUUUUGGUGCACUGAACACAGACCGAACGAUUGAUAUUGACAAGUGUCGACGCAUUAUGGAGCGCUCCUACGGUCUACCCGUUACGUUUCACCGCGCCUUCGACCUCACUGACCAGAAAUGCAUGCACGAGAAUGUUCAAAUGCUAAAGGAACUCGGCUUCAAACGGGUCUUAUCCAGUGGAUUUCGUCAAUCCGCAGCCGAAGGAGCCGACGUUUUGGCUCAAUUGAUAGCGAAACAUCAUCGCGAUAUAGUUGUAAUGCCUGGCGCUGGUAUCAAAGUGUCCAAUUUGGAAGAGAUACUAACGUUCAGCCGAUGUCUGGAGUUCCAUGCCUCAGCUAUGGACACCGCUGGCGAGGAAUACAGCGCACCGACCACCACACGCAUGGAGUGCGAUGUGACAAUGGGCAAACAGGACAUUGAUCCUUACUACGGCACCAAUGUCAACGUUGUUCGCAAAAUGGUAGCAAUUGCCAAUGCCAUGAGCUGCAGAUAAAUGACAAUAAUAACAAUUUAAAUAAUUUAUGAUAUGCAUAUUUGAUAUGUACAAAUACAAAUGUCCAGAAUAUAGCAUAAGUUAGUAGGAACCACCCGUUAACCACUAAUUGUUGAAUAUCUGAAAUUAUUUUAUUCAUUUCAUUGCUUUAUAUGUUCAAUUGGAAAUUUUUUUGAAAACAUUUCCCGGCAUAGAAAAAAUUUAGAAAUUUAAAAAUUAAUUCAGAAAUUAGAAACGUAAUAAUUUAAUCAAAAAAUGGAAAGCAAUAGCGAAAUGCUAAGGAGUAAAGAAGAGGCAGGACUCGACAAUUUAAAUCGGCAACUACAGAGUAUGGAGAAAAUGUUGAAGAAGGCAGACGAGUAUAACGACACUCUGGCGGAGCGGAUAAACAGGCUAAAGGACAUUUUCCGAUCCAAUCAAAGGGUAUUUGACAAACUGGAGGAUAAUCAGAAAAGUAUAAACCAAAUCUUUCGAGAUGAAGGCGAAAAUGAAUUGAACUCUAAAAAGUUGAUUCCACAUAUUACGAGUAUUGAAAAUAAGCUUUUAGUCACUGUGAAUCUGUUCAACGAUUAUAAAUGUCGAGUAAAGGAUAUGAGCUAUACCCAGGACGCUGACAUGGAAUCAAAGCUGUGUAAACAGCUAAAUAUGCUGGGAUCGAAUCUAAUUUCGGUUGGUAAUCAGUUAAAGUUGAUCCGUCAAGAUAAAACGGCUGAGGAACGUGAUGCAAAUUACCUUCAUCGUUGGUCAUGCAAUGGGUCCAACCAAUCUAACAUGUGUUGGACGCAAUGCAAGUCCCAAAUGCAGGAUAUGUUGCAAAUGAGCCAAUUAACAGUGCUGCACAGACGAUCCGAGCCGUUUUUAUUUGAAUCGGAUAUAAAAGAGACUCCCAUUCGAAAGAUCAGAUGUCAAAAGAAGAUUAUUCAAAGGGUUGAAAGCAUUUUAGCCAAAGCCGAAACCUUUAAUAUAAGAUCGGAGACCCUUACGAAUGUCAAAGUCCUGGCGAAAAUGAUACUGAGUGCUUUGGUUAAGCGAAAUAAUCUUUAUGAGUUCUGCUGCGUGGAUGAUCCUAUAAGCAAUAACAAACUUCCUGAUGUUCUGGAUUGCAAUCCGUACCUACAAUAAACUAGUUCAUUGAUUUAUGAAUAAAUUUUAAUGUAGAAUUAACA